Messenger RNA from Penicilliopsis zonata CBS 506.65, 1428 nucleotides. RefSeq lists its product as hypothetical. The annotation marks the transcript as partial. Gene Ontology annotation, molecular function: zinc ion binding; DNA binding. The record is from RefSeq and is a predicted model, not a curated record. The transcript has 4 exons. Gene Ontology annotation, biological process: DNA-templated transcription. NCBI's taxonomy places the organism in Eukaryota, Fungi, Ascomycota, Eurotiomycetes, Eurotiales, Aspergillaceae.
CCGCUGUAUAUUGUCUCGAAUGUGAAGCGGUGGACGGGCGUGGUGGAUGAUGAAACCGCAUCCCAUUUGCUCUCGCUUUUUCUAACGUGGGACAAUCCCCUGGCACAAGUGGUUGAUUCGACGAUUUUCCUCCGCGACUUGAACUCUGGCAAUACACGCUUCUGCUCGGCCCUCUUGCUUACGAUGAUGCUUUACUAUGGCUGCAACUAUUCGUAUGACCUGGACCGACCGUGGGAUCGGUCCGAGGAAAAGGCCACCGCCAGAUCUCUGUACGCGGAGAUUCAACGCCUGUGGCCCCUGGAGAAGGACACGGUGUGUCUGACAACCGCGCAAUCCAGCAUGCUGCUAGGGGCGGUUUUUUCUACCUCGGGUAAGGACAAGAUCGGAUCGCAGUAUAUUGAGUAUGGUGCAUUGAUAGCACGCAAGCUUGGAAUUCACAAGGCCUCGUGCCCGUCGUUUCAAUCAGACUGCCUGCAAGAAGCAGAGGAAUUGUCUCGAAUACAAAAGGUCCUAGCCUGGACGGUCUUCGAUUUCCAAGCUUUUGUGGCCCACGUCUACGGCCGAAGGCCUGCUUGGCAAUCGCCCCCCGAGAUCGAACUGACCAAGGCUGAAGCCGAUCUGGCCGACGCAGGCGGCAUCUGGUCGCCAUACCCAUUUGCCUCUCCAGUCUUCAAGCCGUAUAACUACGCCGGGCUGCGCGCGAGAUACGGACUCAGCGUGGUGGUGAAUCAGAUCGCAUUACUAGCCAAGGAACUGCCGGAAGGGAUGUCUCUGUCCCAAGAACAUAACAAGCGAGCCAUGGAACUUGUGGGCAGGUUAUUAGCCUGGAGGAAGUCACUGCCAUUGAGUCUAUGGCUGGAUGUGAAUCCUACCCCGAUCAACUUUGGGUUGUAUCUCUACUACUACACCACCCUCCACUUCCUAUGCGAACUCCUCUGCAGCAAGUCCGACACAAAAGACUUUUCCCCUCAUGACCCCCAUAAAUUGUCCACCGCGGCCAUUGACUCCACCGGCUCCCUCUUGCUACUCUAUCGCAAAACGCAUGGAUGGAAGUCGCUCCCCAUCGUGAUGCAGCAUUAUUUUGCCGUUGUGGGCGUCUUCAGCGCAUCAAAGCUUACUCCAACCGUCCCGCAAAGGAGUCAUAUCUUGGAAUGCUGCGUCUCGGGGCUGUGGCAUAUGAGCCUUUCAUGGAGGCUGUGCCGCAUCCUUCUGCGGAUUCUGGAAUUAGUGCUGGAGCAGGCUCGGCCGAAUCCCAACCUAAUACCACCCACUGUGAAGCGAAUCCUCCAAGAGCUACGGUCCAAGGUCUGGAGGUCGACCGACACGGAGAACGUCGAGGCCGAGUAUAUGAUCCAUAACCUCCCGGGCGAGGGGUCAGUAGACGGUUUGGAGAAUGUCUUGAGGGCCUUGGAUACGGUCUCCCUGAAU